CAGGGAGCCGAGCUCAGUGGAGCUGCGGCUCUUCGGAUCCCGCAGGAGAUCCGCGCAGGUUGCUUACAAAGGGGCGGAGAUCCUGCCCCGAGGACCUUACAUCUGCUGUUGAAGCUGGCGGAUGCCCAGAAGAGGAAAAAGCGUGAGGAAGGGAAACCUCGGAUAGUAACUUAAACGCCCGCAGUUGUCAUUAUUAUUCCACCUGACAAGGCGAAUAAACGUUCGAGAUCGAUCGAUCGAUCGCUGGCUAGGUCUGCUUCCGGAGCUUGGCGCCAACUAAAUGGCGAUCGAAAUAACGCUGGUAGAACCGAAAAUUACUCGCCUGGAGCUUAACAGUAAAUCCCUGGCUCUAUUUACUGGCAGGCACUUGCCUUCUCUUUCAGACUUCUCUGCCAGUAUGGGGAGCAAGACCUUGCCUGCCCCAGUACCCAUCCAUCCUUCCCUGCAGCUGACCAAUUACUCCUUUCUGCAAGCAUUCAAUGGCCUCCCUGCAGUGCCUUCAGACCAUCUGCCCAACCUCUACGGUUUCAGUGCCCUCCAUGCUGUUCACCUUCACCAAUGGACUUUGGGCUACCCUGCCAUGCAUUUGCCCCGCUCGUCAUUCUCCAAAGUGCCUGGUGUGACCAGCCUCGUGGAUGCCAGAUUCCAAUUGCCUGCCUUCCCGUUGUUCCCACACGUCAUCCAUCCGAAGCACGAAGCCACAAAUAUGCCGCUCAAAGCCAAGCCUCGAUUUGAUUUUGCAAACCUUGCUGUGGCUGCCACCCAAGAAGAUCAUUCAAAAUUGGGACAGAUAGACAACCAAGGGUCUUCUGCAGGCCUGGGCCCAUUGCUUGAAGUGACCAAACUUUCCCCUGAGAAGAAACCCACCCGUGGGAGGCUACCCUCCAAAACCAAGAAGGAGUUUGUGUGCAAAUUCUGUGGCAGACACUUCACCAAGUCCUACAACCUUUUGAUUCAUGAAAGAACCCAUACAGAUGAGCGGCCAUACACGUGCGACAUUUGUCAUAAGGCCUUCAGAAGGCAAGAUCAUCUGAGAGAUCACAGAUAUAUCCACUCAAAAGAAAAACCUUUUAAGUGUCAAGAAUGCGGAAAAGGAUUUUGCCAAUCCAGGACUCUGGCUGUUCACAAGACACUACACACACAAGUAAAGGAACUCAGACCUUCCAAAAUGAAAUGCUAAAGAUUUUAACCCCAACGAACUUCAUCUCUCCGCUUCACUCUUCAUUUUAGAUCAAAUUCUUCACAGAGACAAUGGGGAACACUCAACGUAAUUAAUUUAAUACUUAAAAAAAAAAUACAUCAAGAAAACCCACAACCCGUCAUGCACAAAAAUGCAGUCAGCCUUUUCGAAACCUGGGUACUUCCAAGUGUAAAUCCUGCGUGACUUCACUAAACUUUACGUCAAAAGGUGGUGCUCAUGUAUUAGAGAGGAAUUUUUGUCCUCAGUUCAAACACAAACAACAAAUAGCUUUCUACCUCCCCGAUUAAGUUUAUUCUUUUGUGAGUGAUUUGUUUAAAAGUGUCUCCUUUAUAAACUUUGGAAAAGAUCAUCUAGAAGGGUAUUAUCCUAACUAAUUCUACAUUUGAGGGCACGAUGAGAUGGCAGGGAAGAUCACUAAUAAAACUGCUUGGAAAGAGGCAACAUUCUGAAGGAGAUUUGUGCUAUAACAGGGGUCUGCCAUCUUCUUCAGAAAUUACCACUUCUGUCUUUGGUGGACAGGGUUUUUUUUGUGUGUGUGUAUGGGGGAAUCUCUUCUGCAUGCUCUAGUGAGCAUUCUGUCGUUUCUGUUUAUUCAUGAUCUGUUGCCUUGGGAGGUAGUUUGUAAUUUGAAAGAAAAAUGGAAAGAAAAACCAAGCAAACCAAAUCAAGCAACCAACCAAUGAAAAAUAACCCAAGUGACAAAAGGGAAACUUGAUAAUAAUAAAUCAAAGUGACUGCUGUGCACGGUGUGGCCUUGGUAGUACUUUCAAGUGAGCGGAUGCCCAGGUGAUGGUGAACUGAGUUUUGUAAAAGGGUGGGUGGGAGAGUUUGCUGACAAAUCUCAACAUGAGCAUUUUAUCCAGAAUCAUCUUUAUUUUUUUCCCCUAAACAGUGUAAACUAAAAUUUUAAAAAAAAGACAAGACAAGACAUUCCAAUAUGUUUUUGGUUUAAAGUUAUUGCUAUUUGGCACUUUAUGCUGAUUCUUGAUAAUGAACAUUUAUCACUGGAUUUAUUAUUAUUUUUUAAGUAUUAAAAUAAAUUGGUAUUUUACAGGCAAAUGUUCCUGAGUGACAUUUAAAUCUCUUGGUUAAAGCUGUUUUUGCAAAACUCUAUGCUAUCUGUCAUGUUCUUAUAUCAUUACUUGAUGGUUUUAUUUUCCAGAAAUGGAAUGAAUUAAUAAUCGAGUUAUAAAAUAUAACAAUAUUUUAAGUAAUGUUGUUUAACAAUUGAUUUAUUAACUAUCACUGCUGUCCUAUGUAUUUACUGAGAAGUAUAAAUUUCACUGACUUCA
Molecule: messenger RNA, 2493 nt
Organism: Pantherophis guttatus
Lineage: Eukaryota; Metazoa; Chordata; Lepidosauria; Squamata; Colubridae
Gene: OSR1
Product: odd-skipped related transcription factor 1
Biological process (GO): urogenital system development; regulation of transcription by RNA polymerase II; embryo development
Cellular component (GO): nucleus
Molecular function (GO): RNA polymerase II transcription regulatory region sequence-specific DNA binding; DNA-binding transcription factor activity, RNA polymerase II-specific
Source: RefSeq, a predicted model, not a curated record